Saccostrea cuccullata (small rock oyster) is the source of this 1811-nucleotide messenger RNA. RefSeq lists its product as uncharacterized. The record is from RefSeq and is a predicted model, not a curated record. The coding region runs from base 100 to 1293 and encodes 397 amino acids. The transcript has 9 exons. Gene Ontology annotation, molecular function: hydrolase activity, acting on acid anhydrides, in phosphorus-containing anhydrides; nucleic acid binding; zinc ion binding. NCBI's taxonomy places the organism in Eukaryota, Metazoa, Mollusca, Bivalvia, Ostreida, Ostreidae.
AAACAAUCAUGGCUGUUUAUCGUUCAUCAAGUUUACAUUCAUAUCUACUUAAAAGUAAUGUACUGUUUCACAAUUUUUGAACUGAAUUUUUAGGACAAGAUGUUUCCUAGAAAGAGAAAGAAGGUUGAGGCUACCAGGUCACUGAGUGAAAAGCAGGGCACAACGAGUCCAUUCAAUAGGCAAAAGAAAGAAAACAUACACGAAACAAACAGGGAUAAAGAAAACUUGCAAAGAAUAUGCGUCAUUCGUACAUACAUAGUAGGAAUACAACACUACAAAGGAAAGAACUCUGUUUCAACUGGAAGCAAGAUAUGUCUGCGAAGAAAUCCAGAUAAUUCUGAAGAUUCUAACGCCAUAGAAUGUUGUCCACGACCCUCAUGUCCAGAAUGGGACAUUGUAGGACACAUUUGCAAAGAACUUGCUGUUCCAUUAGCAGGGCUUAUGGAUGAUGACUUAGUAAAUGUUGAAGGAGAAAUUAUUUUCGACGCUGAGGCUUCUACAGAUUAUCUUUAUGUAAAACCUGUACGAAUAAAUCUAAGUGGAAACUACACAAAAAAAGAAGAAAUCAUCAGAAAAUUAAAACGAUAUCAAUAUUAUGAUGUCAAAUCACACUACAAAACCGCUCCCAUGAAAACCAGAGAUGUGGAUGGUCAGAAAAAGUUUAUGGCAUAUGAUAUUGAGGAAGUUACUAGCGUAGAAAGCAAAGAACUUGGUAAAAACUGUUUACAAGACAUGGAAUUGAAACAUCUUUUAGUAUUGUUUGCUCUAUUAAUGGAGGAAAACAACCAGUUUAGCCUUGAAAGCGACGAUUGGGUGAAAACAUUGAACCGCGUUAAUGUUGAUUUUCAACAACCGGAAAAGCCAGAUUAUAUUCUUCGUAAAACACUUGAGAGUGAUAAAUUGGAAAAUUAUAUCUUUUUCAAAAAUCAGAAUUUAGCUUUUAAGUCUAAACAAAUUCCAGGCAAAGUUAUACAGUUUAUAUCAACAAAGGAAAAUUAUGUUGAAUAUUUUGUUCAGCAUGCCAGUAAUAAGGGAUUGCGUGAAUACUGUGUAACCUCUUCUCAAAGUACCUCAAAACCUGCAUUUGCACUCAGUAAUGAUCAACUAAGAAAACUUGCAGAAAGAAUGAAAUACGACAUCCUCUCACACCCGGUGAUCAAGGAUAAAUCAAUCCACAAAACUGUUUCUGAAACUCUCAAAAUACCUGAAGUGAUCUUGAGUUGGAAUGAAGAUGGAAAAAAAGUCCUUUUUACAAAGCAUACAGGAAGGUACGGAGGAUAUCUUCCACGCUAGAUGGAUGAUUUUAGGAUGCGCUGGGGUCGGAAAAACCACACUGCUGAAGAAAAUUCGUGGUUUAAGCAUGGAUGAAGUAUUACACACAGUCCCAACAGAAGGGGUAGAAAUGCAUAAUCGAAUUUUCGAGGUUACUGGAAACAGUCUUCAGGAUGUGACAGAUGAGAACAUUUCUCCCGUUGGGAUAACGUUAGGGCAAUCGACUGGGAAUGCCAUAAACAAACAUGUAAUGCAUCAGAUUACACCAUCAUCAAAAGCUACACCCAAAGCAAAUAAUGUAGUCAUGAAUUCAAGAACCGAAAGGCAAAGAAUCAUACAUACGACUUCAGAUGUAGAGAAUAGCAGAAUGAAACCAGUUUUAUCUGAAGCACAGGCAGCAGCAGAGCCAAAUUCUUUUCAAGAAAAGGAGAUUCCUACCACUGUAACCAGCUACUCAGAGGUUGAUAGUGAUCCUCUUCAUAAGCUUCUUCCAUUUUUAUCUAAUAAGAUAAAGCAUGCAUUCAAACAGAAAAACUCUC